Torulaspora globosa is the source of this 369-nucleotide messenger RNA. RefSeq names its product Spg4p (gene SPG4). Bases 1 to 369 code for a protein of 122 amino acids. The transcript has a single exon. The record is from RefSeq and is a predicted model, not a curated record. Lineage: Eukaryota; Fungi; Ascomycota; Saccharomycetes; Saccharomycetales; Saccharomycetaceae.
AUGGGAUUUUGGGAUUCGUUUGAAGUAUACAACAGGAAAAAGCACGCGAAGGACGUUAGCAUGCUCGGGACCAACCAUUCAAAUCUGGGCCAGGGACAGGGCAAGACCGGGUACAUGUAUUCGCACGAGUACUACGGGCCCGCGAAGAAGAAAGCCAUGGAGGAGUCGGGAAUUAUCAGUGAGGCAGGAACUGCAGAUAUGAGAAAAAGCUCCGUUUCCUCGGAGUCCUCUGGGGAAAGUAGUACCAAACUGAUGAUGGGCGAGGACCAGCCUCACAUGGUUGACAUCUCCAAGCUAACCCAGAACGAGUUUAAGCGAUUGUACGAAGGCAUGAGGAAGGGCGAGCCUGAUAACAGGGUGAACUUCUAA